AUGUCAGUCGUUUUUAAUGUAACUUGUAUAUAUCUAUCUAUCUAUCUAUCUAUCUAUUUAUCUAUCUAUCUAUAUAUGAUAGACUCUCCCAUCGAAUACCCAUCUAUUCAUAUCUAUCUAUUAGAAGUCUAUUCAUAUCUAUCUAUCUAUCUAUCUAUCUAUCUAUCUAUCUAUCUAUCUAUCUCAAAUCUAUUCAUAUCUAUCUAUCGCAAGUCUAUUCAUAUCUAUCUAUUAGAAGUCUAUUCAUAUCUAUCUAUCUAUCUAUCUAUCUAUCUAUCUAUCUAUCUAUCUAUCUAUCUCACAUCUAUUCAUAUCUAUCUAUCGCAAGUCUAUUCAUAUCUAUCUAUUAGAAGUCUAUUCAUAUCUAUCUAUCUAUCUAUCUAUCUAUCUAUCAAUCUAUCUAUCUAUCAAGUUCUUUCUUCAGAUCUAUCUAUCUAUCUACUUUCUUCAGAUCUAUCUAUCUAUCUAUCUAUCUAUCUCAAAUCUAUUCAUAUCUAUCUAUCGCAAGUCUAUUCAUAUCUAUCUAUUAGAAGUCUAUUCAUAUCUAUCUAUCUCAAAUCUAUUCAUAUCUAUCUAUCUCAAAUCUAUUCAUAUCUAUCUAUUAGAAGUCUAUUCAUAUCUAUUUAUCUCAGAUCUAUUCAUAUCUAUCUAUCACAAGUCUAUUCAUAUCUAUCUACCUCAAAUCUAUUCAUAUCUAUCACAAGUCUAUUUAUAUCUAUCUCAAAUCUAUUUAUAUCUAUCCAUCACAAGUCUAUUUAUAUCUAUCUAUCUAUCUAUCUAUCUAUCUAUCUAUCUAUCUAUCUAUCUAUCUAUCUAUCAAGCAAAAAAUGA
Messenger RNA from Acanthosepion pharaonis, 831 nucleotides. Lineage: Eukaryota; Metazoa; Mollusca; Cephalopoda; Sepiida; Sepiidae. The record is from the annotation of a GenBank genome assembly.